Molecule: messenger RNA, 2698 nt
Organism: Nymphalis io (European peacock)
Lineage: Eukaryota; Metazoa; Arthropoda; Insecta; Lepidoptera; Nymphalidae
Product: facilitated trehalose transporter Tret1-like
Exons: 10
Coding region: 140-1579 (479 amino acids)
Biological process (GO): transmembrane transport
Cellular component (GO): membrane
Molecular function (GO): transmembrane transporter activity
Source: RefSeq, a predicted model, not a curated record
AGGUUCGCUAUACCAAGUUCGCUAUCGCUGUGCGAUGUUCAAACAUUUAGUAUACCUUUAUGUAAUUAAACGUUCACAAAAUGUUUUAACUGACUGAUAAUAAGGCUAGGCAGUUGCUCAGUUUAAGUGCGAAACAAAAAUGGGAAAGUUGCAUCAAGCUCAAACAAGCAUAGCAUGUUCCCUCGGGAAUAUGCUGACUGGCCUUUUAUAUGUAUGGCCGUCAUACACGCUACAAUUGUACACUGACAAGAAUACAACGCUAUUGUCUUCACCAAUGACUGACUUAGAGAGCUCCUUGGUGGGAAGCUUGCCUUCGUUAGGAGCUAUGGCGGGAACGGCGAUUAUUGGUUGGAUUUUAAGUGUGUUUGGAAGACAGAAAGGUGGACUUAUAAUAGCUUUGCCGCUUAUGAUAUCAUGGUUAAUGAUAGACAUGACAAGUUCGUCCACCCUCAUACUUAUUGCUAGGUUCAUUGGUGGUACAUCUGGGGGUGCGUUUAUGGUUCACUCACCGAUCUAUGUAUCUGAAGUUGCUGAAGAAUCUAUAAGAGGGACCUUAGCAUCAGCACCCAUCACAUGCUACUGUCUUGGAGUUCUCCUUUCAUACAUCCUGGGAUGGUUCUUCACUUACAGGUAUAUUAUCUGGGCGAAUAUAAUUUGCUGUCUGAUCUACGUGGGCCUUAUGAUGACUGUUACGGAGAGUCCUGUAUUCUUAAUGAGACAGAAGAGAGAAGAGGAUGCUCGUAUGGCUAUCGCUCAUUAUAGAGGAGCUUCACUUUCCUCAAAAAUUGUGAUGGAAGAGUUUUCGAGAUUAAAACAACAGAUAACGCCUGCCGUGGAACUAAUAGCAGUUGAUUCUGAUUCUAAAGCAGAUGAAGCUGAAAAAGAAAAACUGAAUAACAGCAACGAUGAUUCGGAGGAGAAGCCAAAAAUGUCAUCAUUUAAAGUGUUGUUUAUUUCUCCAUCAUCUCGACGUGCUUUCACUGUAGUUGGUCUAACGCUAUCUCUGCAAGUAAUGAUGGGUAUGGUAGCGGUACAGGUGUACGCCAAGGACAUAUUCGCGAAUGCUGCUCCCAGUCUUUCCUCACAUUUCUGCUCUGUGAUGUUUGCGCUGGUCCUACUCUCUGGAAGUCUUUUAAGCGCUUUGUUUUCUGACAAGUUUGGAAGACGGGUCCUUCUCGUUACCUCUUCAAUUGCUGUGGGGCUGUGUCUGUCAGGAAUGGGUGUCUUUAUUCAGACCAGCAUACUGCCUCCAUGGGUGACAGCCGUGCUCAUAUUGCUGUACUGUUUCGCUUUCAUGUUUGGCUCUGGGAGUGUACCAUACGUGUUGCUAACGGAGGCUUUUAUACCAGAGGUACAAAGCCUCGCUUCAAUGCUGCUAAUGGAAUGGGUGUGGCUACUCAACUUCUUCAUCGUGGGUGUCUUCCCCUACAUGAUUAAAUUCUUCGGAGUUCACGGAUCUUUUUAUAGCUUCGCUUGUUUCGCCAUCAUAGAUACAAUUAUUGGUCUAUUUCUCGUGCCAGAAACCAAGAGCCUUACCAAUGAACAAAUACAGGAAGCGUUUUUGAGGCGACGGAAAUGAAUUUAAUGACAUUCAAAUUAUGGCUGAGUUUAAAAAUAGGCAAAGACAAAACAGUUGAUUAUAUUACUCUCCUCUGUUUGUCGACCGUCGAUUUUCGACCGAUUUUCUUUGCUUUUUUGUUUGGUAGAAAUUCGAGAGUUUAAGUGAUAUUAAUAAAAAAAAUUAGAAAUAAGAUUAGAAAAUUAUAGAUACAUACAAAAUACAUGUUCGCUUAUUGGUUGAAUUUUGACCAAUGAGCGAACAUUAGUUAUAGUAUACUUAUAUAUAUGUAUACUUUAUAAUAUACGUCUUACUUAUAAAUGUUGAUUAGCUACUGUUUAGUUAAAAACUGAUUUCUCUCUUUCUGUCAUAAUUGAUUUGACAUUUGAAAGAAGAAGACAGAGCAUUGUUUAACCAAUCACUAACAAACUUUUAUAAGUAAGGCCGUAAAUGUUUAUCAUUUAUACAAUACUAAUAUGUCAUUAUUUUUUAAAUAAUUUAGUAUUACAAAGGUUGCUUUGAAGAUAUAUUUUAUCGGGAUAAGUUCGAUUUCGUACACUUUAAUCCUCUUGUAUAAUUGUUACUAUUUGUAUUAUUAUUCGUAUACAAAAAAGAGAUUUACGACAAUGAAAUAAAAUCAUCAGUAAUUCUGCAUCUUCAUAUGAAUACUUUAUAUUGUGUUCGGGUUGGACGAGUGAGCCAUGAAACAGGCACAAGGAAUUUCAAUUCAUAUAUCCUUUAUAGGGGCGUAUUCAACUACUAAGCCUCAAAGGUUUAAGGGCUCUUUCGUAAUCUUUGCUUUACGAUGUCGACAAUACACACAAUGAUAUUAACGGUGAUUUAUGUGUAAUGGAAACAGCGCCAUCUAGUGACAAUAAUCAGAAUUUUAUAGAUGGUUAACGUCGGAUGCAACAUCUCAUUGCAAGUAUUGUGAUAGAGCCCCAUGGGAAGACAUACUUCUCAGUGUCUUUACCACUUACUACUAAAGAGCCAGUUUUUUUAUUAGACUUUCUUAGUUAUUAAUAAAUAAUAUAUAUAUAGUUUUUAGCAUUGUGUUCUUUAAUGAUAAGACAAUUUGCCAAAUUUAUUUUAAUUUUAUUGAAUAUUAUGCCGGUCUGUUAGUGUUAAUAUCUAAGUCAU